AUGGGCCAACAACCAGCUCCUGAGACCCUUGCGAGGGCCACAGGCACAGGGACACGCCGUAGCGAGCAGCCCGACGAGGCCGUGGAUGUGCUGGCCAAGAGCAUCCAGCUUGGAGCUGGCGCAGGGGUCUGCGGGAUACUGUUCGGCGCAACAAGUAGCAUUAUUCGUGGCGUCAAAACUCCUGUUCUGUUUUCCCUGGUCUCCGGCUUUCAGUGGUUUGGCAUCAGCUCUGUAUUUUACGGUACAAGAAAAAUGGCUGUCGCGAGGUAUGGUCCGGAGCACAACGUUACGCCGGCUCAGAAGGUUGGCGCAAGUGCAAUAGCCGGCGCAGUUUCUGUCGUCCCUGUGGGCCUACUGCUGCGCGGGCCCAGGAGCAUCCUCCCAGGCUCUGUCAUCUUCUCUCUGCUCGGAGCUGGUGGUCAAUUGGCAUCCAACAGCUGGUCCGGGUCUGAAACCCCUGCAAAGAAGAGCAAUGGUUGGUUCACUUCGAAAUGGAGUCCAAUGACCAAGCUUUCGGACGAAGACUACAAGGUCAUGCUCGAGGAAAAGAUCCUCAGGGUCGAGGCGGAUUUGGCCAUCCUUGACGAGAACAGAGCAGCUCUCCUCGCAGAAGAGGAGUCCAGGCCCAAACCCGCAACAGAGUCGAGCACUAAAGCAUGA
Diaporthe batatas is the source of this 660-nucleotide messenger RNA. RefSeq lists its product as uncharacterized. The record is from RefSeq and is a predicted model, not a curated record. Lineage: Eukaryota; Fungi; Ascomycota; Sordariomycetes; Diaporthales; Diaporthaceae. Bases 1 to 660 code for a protein of 219 amino acids. The transcript is spliced from 3 exons.